Kwoniella shivajii is the source of this 1329-nucleotide messenger RNA. RefSeq lists its product as uncharacterized. The coding region runs from base 1 to 1329 and encodes 442 amino acids. NCBI's taxonomy places the organism in Eukaryota, Fungi, Basidiomycota, Tremellomycetes, Tremellales, Cryptococcaceae. The record is from RefSeq and is a predicted model, not a curated record. Gene Ontology annotation, molecular function: ATP hydrolysis activity; ATP binding. Gene Ontology annotation, biological process: endosomal transport; vacuole organization. The transcript has 10 exons.
AUGAGCAACUCAAACUUCCUAGAUAAAGCAAUCGCGUUGGUUCAGAAAGCGAUAGAUGAAGAUGUCAAGCAGAAUUAUGCAGAGGCAUAUAAGCAAUAUCAGGAUGCGUUGGAUUACUUCAUGAUGGCCAUGAAAUAUGAGAAGAACGACAAGUUGAAAGAGUUGAUCAGAAAGAAGUUUACUGAAUAUCUUGAUCGAGCGGAAAAGUUGAAGGAGCAUAUAGCUAAAUCAGAAGAGAAACGUACGAAAGCAAAAGUGGGAGUGAAUGGAGGAGGUGGAUCAGCAGCUGGUGGACCGGAUGUCAAAGGGGAUGGUGGGGGUGGUGGUGGUGGUAAUGAAGGAGAUGAUCCUGAAAUCAAGAAACUAAGACAAGGAUUACAAGGUGCCAUUUUAUCUGAAUCGCCAAAUGUACAAUGGGAUGAUGUGGCUGGAUUAGCUCAAGCUAAAGAAGCUUUAAAAGAAGCUGUCAUAUUACCCAUAAAAUUCCCACAACUCUUCACGGGUAAAAGAACCCCUUGGAGAGGUAUCUUACUUUACGGACCCCCAGGAACAGGUAAAAGUUUCUUGGCAAAAGCUGUAGCAACAGAAGCGAAAAGUACUUUCUUUAGUGUAUCAAGUAGUGAUUUGGUAUCAAAAUGGAUGGGUGAAUCUGAAAGACUUGUGAAGCAACUCUUCCAGAUGGCAAGAGAACAAAAACCAGCAAUUAUCUUCGUUGAUGAGAUUGAUUCGUUGACGGGUACAAGAGGAGAAGGAGAAUCGGAAGCUUCAAGGCGGAUCAAAACAGAAUUCCUGGUACAGAUGAAUGGUGUAGGAAAUGAAGAAACAGGUGUAUUAGUCUUAGGAGCAACGAAUAUCCCAUGGCAGUUAGAUCCUGCCAUCAAACGAAGAUUCGAAAAACGUAUCUAUAUUCCACUUCCUGAUGUGCAAGCAAGACGACGGAUGUUUGAACUGAAUGUUGGCACCACACCGCAUGGGUUGACGCCUAAAGAUUUUAUGACUCUUGCUGAACACACGGACGGCUACUCAGGAAGUGAUAUUGCGGUGAUUGUCAGAGACGCUUUAAUGCAACCUGUCAGAAAAGUAUUAUCUGCGACACAUUUCAAAGAGGUUGAAUCCGAUGGUAAAAUGAAACUCACGCCUUGCUCUCCUGGAGAUCCGGCUGCUGUAGAGAAGGGCUGGACUGAUGUGAACUCGGAAGAGCUACUAGAACCUUUAUUGAGUGUAAAAGAUUUCGAGAAAGCCAUCAGUGUAAAUAGACCUACAGUCACACAAGCGGAUAUCACAAAACACAUCGAAUUCACAAAUGAAGCUGGUGGUGAAGGAGCGUGA